Molecule: messenger RNA, 1661 nt
Organism: Orbicella faveolata
Lineage: Eukaryota; Metazoa; Cnidaria; Anthozoa; Scleractinia; Merulinidae
Product: allatostatin-A receptor-like
Biological process (GO): G protein-coupled receptor signaling pathway
Cellular component (GO): plasma membrane
Molecular function (GO): neuropeptide Y receptor activity
Source: RefSeq, a predicted model, not a curated record
UAAAGAAAUUUUUCAAUCUUCAUGCUUGUUUAGUGUGAAAUGAAAAAUUAUUAAUGAUCUCAAAAUGAAAAAUGACAAUGGUGAGAAUAAUCUCCUCCACUGCCUGGCAUGUAACAGCUAGCCUUACUGAUGUAUGUGUAACUGAGUUGAUGAAUUGCUUCCAGACUAGGCAUUGAGCAGACUGUUUCAGCUCCAUGGGCUCACAGUCAAACAACUUGUCAAAACAGAUGACACACUUCGGCAUUAAUUACAUGAAACUUCCUAUAGAUCUUCUAGGAACAGGAAGGAGGAACAAGCGACAUGGUUGAAAACUUAGACAGUAUCCUGUUUUUCACUUCCAUUCCAAUUUAUGUCCUUGGUUUUGUAGGAAAUGUCCUGGUCAUCAGGAUUGUGCACAAAACGCCACCAAUGCACACAACGACAAAUUGCCUUUUGGUAAACCUGGCUGUUGCUGAUGUUAUCACCGUUUUGCUGUGGCCAUUAUUUUCAUCUUAUAGUUAUGUUAAGGAAUAUUUCAGUAAUGGAGUUGGGAACUUUAUUUGCAAAUUCACAGCUUUCACUGAAAUGUCUAUAAUGGCUUCAUCCUUCACUCUAACUGUGCUCGCAGUGGAAAGAUAUCAUGCUUUAUUAAAACCCUUAACAAUAAAGUUACGGUUAACUGAAGACAACAUCAAACAAGCCAUCGCUCUAGUUUGGUUGUCAAGUUUUCUCGUUUGUUUACCAGAGUUCUUCUUACGAGAAUGGAAAGAGCCCCUUUUGGCAUGUGUUGGUCCGUGGACAAUACACAUGAAUACAGAAAGCGAAGUUUACUUCUUCAUAAACUCAUUAUUCAGUGCUUAUUUUCCACUCGCUGUUAUGAGUUAUUGCUAUGGAUCCUUAAUUAGAGGUCUGUACUUUACCGGUGUAAUUUGCUCGGAGUCAGUGGCAAAUGCAGAAAGCAACACGGAGAAAAAGAAACUUGUUAUCACGUUUAUCUCAGCAACUGCUGGAUUUUUUGUUUGUUUUGCACCAAGUGUAGUUUUCUUCACAGUUUUAGUACUGAAACCUGCUGAAGAAGCAGAUUUGAAGUCAAAUUUUGAUCUUUCAUUACUGCUUGCUUUCCUGUUCUUAUUCAGUCCGUGUUUUAAUCCAGUGUUAUAUGCUUUCCGAAGUAGCAACUUUCAAGCUGGGUUUAAAAGAAUCAUAUUCAGUCUCAGACCUACAUGUAUAACACCCCAAAAUAACGAUGUUGAGCUGGAAUGAUUUUACUCUUGAACUGUAAUGUAGUUCUUCAAUAUUGCUUUGAAAAAUGUGAUACAGUGUAAUAAUAUUAUUAUUCUUUGAAUCAAAAUAACAUUGCGGUUAAAAUUGUUAUAAUUUGAAAAUACUUUGAGUGUGUGAGUUAAUAUUUUGGCAUUUGAAAAAUCGAAUAGAUCGCAAAAACUUUAAAAACACAAUUUGUAGUGAGCAAAACAUUAAUUAAAGAGUAGAAUAACUUGGCAUUCUUCUUAAGUAUUCUAUUCAUAUUUAUCUAGCUGUUAAUUCCUGAAUGCUAUAAAAUGAAAAUGUGGGGUGGCAGUGGCAUGAUGGUUAGUUUGCUUAAUUGUCUCCUGAUCAAGCGGUCCAGGUUUGAGCCCUGGCCAAGGACAUUGUGUUGUGUUCUUGGGCAAGACACCUAACUC